Messenger RNA from Maudiozyma barnettii, 1695 nucleotides. It is a transcript of the gene SPT8, whose product is annotated as SAGA complex subunit SPT8. The record is from RefSeq and is a predicted model, not a curated record. Gene Ontology annotation, cellular component: Cdc73/Paf1 complex. Gene Ontology annotation, molecular function: protein binding. The coding region runs from base 1 to 1695 and encodes 564 amino acids. NCBI's taxonomy places the organism in Eukaryota, Fungi, Ascomycota, Saccharomycetes, Saccharomycetales, Saccharomycetaceae. The transcript has a single exon.
AUGGACGAAGUAGAUGAUAUUCUGAACCAAAAUGAAGCAGAAGAAGAGGAGGAGGAGGAAGAGGAGGAGGAGGAAGAAUUGCAAGAACUGGAUGACGACGAGGAGCAAGAGAACGACAACGAUGACGACGAGGGCGAGGGGAAUGACAAUGAGAACGAUAUAGAUGAGGACGACGACGGCGAUGACGAGAAGGACAAUGAGGAUGGGGAUGGGGAUGAGGAUGAGGAUGAGGAUGAGGAUGAGGAUGGGGAUAUGGAUGUCGAUGAGGAUGAGGAUGAGGAUGAGGAGCACGAGGAUGAGGAGCAGAAAGACGACGAUACCAACUCCAUCCCUCAGAGGGAUGCCCUUCACGACUACUACCUCUCUUUGCUCCAGUCCUCGAAAAUUGCAUCUGCUUAUAAUAUUAUACCAACUGUGGCCAUUCCAAUUCAAUCACAUAUCAAUACGCUGUCCCUAUCAAAAGGGCUGAAAUAUUUAUUUGUAGGGGGUGAUGACGGUUACAUCAGAAAAUAUGACUUAUUGAACUCUAUCGACGGCCAAUUAUCCUUGACAAUCUUACAGAAACAUUCCUUGGCCGAAUCGAUUUCAAAUGCAGGGAUCUUGACUGGCUAUUGGGAAAAUGAAAUUCCACAGAAAAAAGCACAAAUGAAUAUAAUCGAAAAAAACAAUAAAAUCGACUAUCAACCAAUAGUGUCACCCGUUUACUCCAUAGAGGUGCAAAGCCAAUGCAUGUUCUUACUUAGUGGACAAGAUAAUGGGGGGAUAGCAAUGCAAAGUAUUAGAUUCAUGGAAGGCUCGACAAUCCAUUAUUUCAAAGAACAUUCUUCAGUGGUCAAUCUCUUGAGAUUGAAUGACAAAGAAGAUAAGUUCAUGAGUGCGUCAUGGGACAAACGAAUUCUCGAGUGGGAUUUAAAUAAACCGCAAACUUUUGUGAACGAAUUUAAAGGAAGUAAUUCUGAAUUAUCAUCUUUAGAAUAUAGACCGUUGUUUUCCUCAGUUGAAAUACAACAACAAUCUACGGAAAAGAAUAAUCCUGAUAAUAACGAUGAAGACGACGAUUCAUUAUUUGGUGAUGAUGAAGACGAUGACGACAACAACAGCAACGAUCACAAUAACAAUAACAAUAACAACAAGACCGGUACACAUGUGCCGAGUGACGAAAUUUCAAACGAAACUUUAAGAAUAGUAUACGACGAAACAACAUUCAUGUCGUCGGGUCUGAACGGUUCAAUUAAUAUUUGGGAUAAACGUAUUAGUAAAUCUCCUGCAUUGUCUCUCAAUAGAGGACCCGGGAUACCGCCUUGGUGUUUUUCUGCAUGUUGGAGUGCCUCUGGUGAUAGAAUAUAUGCAGGUAGAAGAAAUGCGUGUAUUGAAGAAUUCGAUUUGAAGAUGCCUAGUCAAACUGCAAAGGUAUUAAAACUACCUUCAAUUUCGGGACCUGUCACUUGUGUGAAAUCAAUGCCAAAUCAACGACAUUUACUGGUAGGGUCAAGAGAUAAUAUUAGAUUGUUUGAUACUCAAGUAGACCCGAAGAAUAAUAUACCAUUCUUAAUCGUUCCAGGUCAUCAUGGUGGCGCGAUUUCAAAUCUUUAUGUAGAUCCAAGUUGUAGAUUUGUAAUUAGUACAAGUGGGAAUCGGGGUUGGCAAGGGACUUCCACCGAUACUGUACUAUUGUACGAAGUAGAUAUACAAUAA